UUUCAAUCGCUUGUCAUCAGUCAUUACCCAUCAUCAUUAAAAGUCUGAUGAUUUGUUGAGGCUUAAACGUCACAUCUUUUUUAUUUUUCUUUAUUUUCUAGAAUUUCUUUGCGUUUAGCCUUAAUUUGUGUUCAGUCUCAUUUUGUUUGAGGGCAAAAUGGAGAAUCCAUCAGGCUCUAGGCCUACAUCCAAACUGGAGCAAACCCAGCAACAGGUUAAUGAAGUUGUGGGGAUCAUGAGGGUCAAUGUGGAAAAGGUGCUGGAAAGGGACCAGAAACUAUCCGAAUUAGAUUCCAGGGCCGAUGCUCUACAAGAAGGUGGCAAACGGUUCGAGCAACAAGCCCAAAAAUUGAAGAGAAAAUAUUGGUGGAAAAAUAUUAAAAUGAUGAUUAUUAUUGGAAUUAUUGGGGUCAUUUUGUUAAUCAUCAUUAUUUUUGCUAUUACUGGUGGCAGCAAGACAAGUGGUGACAAAGACACUACAAGUGAACAGCAAGCUGCUAUAACACAUUCGCCUUAAUUGCCAGUCGCUUGAACCAACAUUUAUUACAUGCUUAUGUAUAUCAUAGGUUCUGAGAUUUGAAAGCUGACUAGAAGUUAUUCAGUAUAUUUUGGUAUUAGGUUGUUUUUUUUAAAUUUUAUUAUGGGCACAAUUCAAUUUGAGAAUUUAAAAACAUAGUUCUUGGGCAAUAUCUACUACACAUGUUGAUAAGCGUCAAAUUAAAGCGGCUUGAGUGUCUUAUUAACAAGUCACCCGAAAAGAAAAUUACUUAUAUUGUAUUAUUAGAGUUUAAUAUAGUUAUUGGAAUUUGGCCCACGCCAGGAAUGUAAUUUUACUUUCAUGGUCCUGUUAGGUCUAUAUAUCUAUAGGUUGGUUGAUAAAUUUAUUCAGAGAAAUUGUCAUUAUGCAUUAGAGUUGUUAAUUUUGUCUCUUCAUAUGAAAAAUAUCAAUGUCGCUAAAUGUAACUUAAGUGCCUUAAUAAUUAAACCUAUGCGCACAGAUGCAAUUUUUUAUGGCUGUCUGUUCUAUUGAACAAUUUAAAAAGUAACUCUAAUUAUCAGAAACAUUAAAUAUUCAUACAAAUAUAUGUACAGUACAGUUUUUUCUAAGGUUUUGCAGGUUUAUGCUAAAUGUGGUUUGCAUUUAUUGGUAUGAAAAUGUCGAUAUCGGUUGGUCUAGUUCAAUAUGUUUAUAAACUAUAAGUUAAAGUGAAAUCAUGUGUCCGAGUUGAUUUGAUUGAUUACAGGUGAAAAUAUUCAUGCCGGUCGUUUUUCAGUUAAGAUUGAUGGGGAAGUAAUAUUUAUAUAAUUUAUAUUGCUAUUUUAAUUAAUAUAUUUUUCAUAUGUAAACUUUCAUUUUGUUUCAUAUCCAAAGUUUAUAACUUUAUGCAAUAUUAUGUACCCUAUUGCUUCAUCAGUUCUAAGUUAUAGAGAAAUAUCAACUACAUUUUUUUUGUUAAAAGUGGGAAUUUCAAGAUUAAAUACUUACUACUAAAAUUAGACACAUUUUUCUCUCUGGGACUUAUAUUGUGUAUAUUCAACGUUGUGUGAUUCUCCCUUAAUAUUGAUGAAUAUGUAAUAUAUGUAAUUUAUUUAAUAAAAA
This is a messenger RNA of Dendroctonus ponderosae (mountain pine beetle), 1600 nucleotides long. RefSeq names its product synaptobrevin-1. Lineage: Eukaryota; Metazoa; Arthropoda; Insecta; Coleoptera; Curculionidae. Gene Ontology annotation, biological process: vesicle-mediated transport; vesicle fusion. Gene Ontology annotation, molecular function: SNAP receptor activity; syntaxin binding. The coding region runs from base 158 to 517 and encodes 119 amino acids. Gene Ontology annotation, cellular component: plasma membrane; SNARE complex. The transcript is spliced from 3 exons. The record is from RefSeq and is a predicted model, not a curated record.